Molecule: messenger RNA, 1282 nt
Organism: Geodia barretti
Lineage: Eukaryota; Metazoa; Porifera; Demospongiae; Tetractinellida; Geodiidae
Source: the annotation of a GenBank genome assembly
CCGCUUGAUUAUGUACGCACGCGCAUGAGAGGUGGAAACUUUGACCUUCGGGGGCCUGCCUUUACCGAGACGUGUACAGCCACCUCUGUGAGUGGGGUAGGACAGUGAACGCUGUGUUGCGAGCGUUGUGUGUGGUACGAUGUACGUAUGUAUCAACUUCACCCAGAAAGCUGCCGCUACCGUAUGUACAGCCCUCUCCCUCUUUAGUUUGCCUGAUGUCCGAGACGACGACUGAAGGGGAAAAACCUGACUGCGGUGGUGGUGGUGGCGAGUCACGUGAUCUCGGACCCAUGGCAACCCCAGUUGACGGUGAUGCAGCCACGGUGGAUGGGGAUGGAGGGAGAGAGGUAAAGAGAAUGCUGUAUGCAGACCACUCCAGCAGACAGUACAAGUAUCUACCAGCUCAAGUGGGUAGAGUGGAAAGGAGGGUUUGUCCCUGUCAUCACACAGAACGAGAACGGACCGUGCCCUCUCCUGGCGCUGUGCAACGUUCUCUUACUCACCGACCGCAUGAAGCUGGUUGCCGGGGAAACCGUGGUCACCUCGACGGCGCUCAUGGAUCUCCUAGGAACUGCCAUCAUAGAGAACAUGCCACAGGAUCUGUCGGAAGGCGAGAGAGCCAAUUAUGAGCAGAACAUUCAAGACGCCAUGGCCUCCUUCCCAAAGCUGCAAACAGGACUGGAUGUGAACGUUCGUUUUGACUCUGUGAAGGGGUUCGAAUUCACGAGCGAAAUCGUAAUCUUUGAUCUUCUCAACGUGCCGCUGUACCAUGGCUGGCUACCUGACCCUCAGGAGAAAGAGAUGCACUCCCUGGUCCACACCUGUAGCUACAAUCAGUUGGUGGAGAUGGUCAUUUCUGGGCAGAGUGAAGGAGAUCCCAACAUACUACAGAGAGCACUGACAGUCUCGAACAUGUUCUCAAUUCUACAGCAGUCAAGCUAACAAUAUUGUGGUAUGUGGCCGGAUUGUGUGGGAUGGUCUAGGGGCUCUAGGGGUGGGGGGGGUGGUAUUGGGCAUGACCGAUCGCCUCGCUGCUCUGGCUAGGAUCGUAUCUGACCGGCUGCUAUAGUGACGGACCAUGGUUUGACUGAGCACGUGGGGGACACGGUGUUGGGUGGCAGGACCUCUUCGGCCUACUGACCGUGGAUAUGUGGUGAUGAGACGCUUUCCGGCCGAGUGCCGUGAGUGAAGUACAGCAGGAGAGGGAGAAGGAGGGGGCGGAGUCUCAAGACCAGACCACGCCCACCAGGGACCCCCCACCUGUUUCACAGGAUGUCGAGUA